Molecule: messenger RNA, 2778 nt
Organism: Penicillium waksmanii
Lineage: Eukaryota; Fungi; Ascomycota; Eurotiomycetes; Eurotiales; Aspergillaceae
Product: beta-mannosidase
Exons: 11
Coding region: 1-2778 (925 amino acids)
Biological process (GO): glycoprotein catabolic process; carbohydrate metabolic process
Molecular function (GO): beta-mannosidase activity
Source: RefSeq, a predicted model, not a curated record
AUGAAGACAUUAUCUUAUAUCUUACCGUUGGCAAAAUUUGCCGUUUCCCAGGAUAUAAUCGAUCUUGGUAACGAAAAUUGGACCUUGACAGGCCCAAACAUCACAGUCCCUGGUUCUGCACCAUCCCAGGCACACCUGGAUCUCUUUGCAGCUGGCGUGAUUGGGGAUCCACUAUAUGGAGAAAAUGAUACCGAGCUGCUCUGGGUCCAGAGAUCUAACUGGACUUACUCAACCGUGAUCUCCGACCUGAGUCAAACCGAGGAUUUUUCAACGUGGCUUAUUUUCGAUGGCCUUGACACCUUUGCCUCUAUCGAAUUUUGUAAUCAAUUUGUUGGAAAUACGGACAACCAGUUCCGCCAAUGGUACUUCGAUGUGACCGAUAUAGUUCGCUCAUGCAAGGAUGAGCCCAAGUUGAGUCUCAACUUCGGGUCCGCCUCCAAGAUAGUAAAAGAGAUAGCAGAAAAUGGCGACCCUCUCUUGAAUAGCGCAGACGGUGGCCCAACCGAAGAAUUCUGCUGCAAAGAAUACAUGCGUAAGGAGCAGUCUGACUUUGGCUGGGAUUGGGCUCCAAAGAUAGCACCCGCUGGGAUCUGGCAGCCGGCACGGGUCGUACAGCUAGAUUCCGCUUCACCUAUAUACGUUCGAAACGCCUUGAUAGAUAUAUUUCGAAAAGGUCAGAUGAAUAAUAUCCCGCCAGAUCAGUCCCAGCCAUGGAUAUUCAAUGUGAGCCUUGAUUAUCUAGGCACCUUGCCUCGAGACUCUUCACUGCGUGUCUUCUUGAAUGAUGCUAGCGGAAAGUUGAUAUUGAAUCGGACUUUGGAUGAUACCUACCAAUCCACGAACACGAUAGAGGGGAGUAUCACUAUUGACCCCAAGUUGGUUGACCUUUGGUGGCCGACAGGACUGGGGUCACAACCGCUCUACAAUGCCACUAUCGAAAUUCUUCAUGGCGAGAAAACCAUUUCAGAAAUUUCUCGCAGAGUUGGAUUUCGGACUGUCGUACUAAAUCUGCUACCAGUGACAAAAGAAAAACAGGCUGAGGGUAUUGCGCCUGGCUCGAACUUUCACUUCGAGGUUAAUGGCCAUGAAUUUUAUGCCAAGGGCUCAAAUCUCGUUCCGCCUGAUGUCUUCUGGCCAAGAGUGAACGAAACAAAGAUACGAAAUCUAUUUGAGACCGUUGUUGUCGGAAAUCAAAAUAUGCUCCGAGUAUGGUCAUCUGGCGCCUAUCUUCCUAGCUGGAUCUAUGACAUUGCAGAUGAAAUGGGCAUUCUCUUGUGGUCUGAGUUUGAAUUCUCCGAUGCCGAAUACCCUGCCAAUUCCAGCUACCUGGCUCAGUAUGAAGCAGAGGCCACUUAUCAAGUUCGUCGCGUCAACCACCAUCCCAGUCUUGCCCUCUGGGCCGGCGGCAACGAGCUAGAGCAGAUCAUGCUGAGCUAUUUCUUUGAUCCUGAUAAUCCCGGGACCCUUCUCCGCGAAUACGAGCAUAUCUUUCUAGAAUUGCUGAUUGGGGCUGUUUACUCAAAUACAAAAUCAAUCAGCUACAUUCCAUCAUCCACAUACAACGGAUUCUUGAGUUUGAACUUUAGCUCCACGAUGCCCCAGCUUCCACGGUAUCACAAUACAUCUGGACCAGGUUAUAUCUACGCAAAUACAGACACAUAUAACUAUGAUGCGAGCCAAGCCUUCAAUCUUAGCUCCUAUCCAGUUGGUCGAUUUGCUACUGAAUUCGGAUUCAUCUCCAUGCCCUCGGUUUAUUCCUGGAAGCAAGUCAUACCGGAUGACCAGCUCUUUAUGUCCUCGGACAUGGUGAUUCAUCACAAUCGCCAUUACCCUUUUGGAGGACCUGCCAAUGCUACUGAUCGAGAACUUUCGGUUCUAGGGCUCGAAGAGAUGACUGCUGCAGUACAAGAUUGGUAUCCAGUCCCAGAUAUACAGAACAGUAUAGCGAACUUCAGUGCGUGGUGCUGGACAACUCAGGUCUUCCAGGCCGACUUUUACACCUCCGAAUUAGCCUUCUACAGACGUGGUUCCGGUAUGCCACAGCGAAAUCUCGGGUCGCUGUAUUGGCAAUUAGAAGAUCUUUGGGCUGCACCUACAUGGUCCAGCAUCGAACCUGACGGUCGCUGGAAGGUUCUCUUUUAUCGCGCAAAAGACAUCUUCCAGCCCGUUAUCGGGCAUUCUUUCUAUAACUAUAUCACGGGUGAUUUGGAAGCCUGGGUCAUGUCUGAUCUUUGGUCUCCAGUUAGUGGGACGGCGAAACUGAGCUGGAUGGAUUGGAGGGGGAAUCCACUCUCUGGGCCGAACAAGCCUAUCUCCAAGACGAUUCCGUUCACGGUUGGAGCCAUCAACUCGACUCUUAUAUUCAAGACAAAUCUUCUGAAUGACUACAUUGAUCUUGACUUGUCAAAUUCCCUCCUUCGCGUGGAUAUCUCCGGUGAUAGUGUCGCACCCAAUGAGUCCCAAAAGAUGACAUAUGCGCAUACAUCUUUCUUCCAUCCAGAGUCCCUGGGAAAGGCGAAGAUUCAAGAUCCGGGACUUCGAAUCUCUCGUUCUGCCGGGGGCCAUAACUUCCGUGUUGAAGCGAACGGCGGAGUGGCGGCGUGGGUGUGGUUAGAUCAUCCACUCGGAGUGCAGGGCUAUUUCUCGGACAAUGGAUUCUGGCUGGCCCUGGGGGAAAGCAAAAAUGUCCAAUUUACAGUCAAGAAGGACUGGACAAACGGAGAAUGGGCGGAUGGUGUUCUAGUUAGGAGUAUUUGGAAUAAUACUUUGUCCAACUGA